UUUCUGGUGCAUGUAGUGUUCACCUAUUAUGUUUUGCUUAUUUUUAUGAGUCUCAAAUAACACGUUGGCUUCCUCAGAGUUCAAAAACUAUACCACAGGUUAGCUCUUAUGCGUGAUUGUGUACGUUUUGCCAGUCUUUUUCAAGAUUUUCUACUUGCUGUGAGUUUAUAUCUUUUUUCUUUUUCAGGUUUUUAAUAGCUGCUUCCAUAACAUUUUCAGCAUUGAUGCGAUCCCAAACUCCUCGUUUCUUUAAAAGUUUUGUAUCCAAACAUAAACUUCAUAGCAUAUUCUUGCAUCUGAUAUUUUUUUUGUAACCAACCAGAUCCACCAGCCGGACUGUUCAUAAAAAGCUUCUCUCCUUUUUUUUUUUAGUUCAAUUAUUUUUAAAAGAUGAGCCACUCUUCAAAACUCCUUGUUAAGCGUCUUUCAGAAUACGCCAAGCUUCCCACAAGAGGAUCUGCACAUGCUGCUGGCUAUGAUCUAUACUGUGCACAUGACACUGUCAUUCCUGCUCAAGGCAAAAGCAUUGUUGCUACUGAUAUCAGUAUUGCCAUUCCUGAAGGUCAUUAUGGUCGUGUUGCACCAAGAUCUGGCUUGGCAUCUAAGCACCACUUAGACACAGGUGCAGGUGUUAUUGACGCUGAUUACCGAGGUCCGGUGGGCGUUUUGUUGUUCAACUUUAGUAAAGAAGAUUACCAAGUCAAACGCGGUGAUCGUAUUGCUCAAUUGGUCAUUGAAAAGAUUUCUACACCUGAAGUCGUGGAAGUAGAUUCAUUAGAGGAAUCUGAACGAGGUGCUGGUGGAUUUGGCAGUACUGGAUAUCAAUAAAUUAUUAGACAUUUUUAGAAAAAAACAGACUCUAUGUUUAGAAAAAGACGCGUUUUAGUCUGGUUUUAGAAAUAUAAUCACUUGUCUUUUCCAUUAGCAAAAGCUUUUCUUUUUUAUAUGAAAGAAAGGUGUCCCUUUAUUUCACAAACAAAUGCUACAUUCGCAUAAACCGUUCAACCGGGCCAUUGCCGGAGUGUAAAAUACCACUCCGGACGCACGGUCAAGUUUGUUCGCACGGUUAAAGAGGAGACAAGAGGUCAGCUAUGGCCUGUAUGUGCUAUGAGACCAUAGAUGUAUUAUGAUGAAAACACGCUAUGCAUUAUGGCUGAUGUAUAAAAGAGAGAAAAGGGGGAGUAUUUAAACUAGAAAAAGAGAAAGAGAGACAGAGACGAGCUCAU
Messenger RNA from Rhizopus microsporus ATCC 52813, 1226 nucleotides. Its product is annotated as dUTP diphosphatase. Lineage: Eukaryota; Fungi; Mucoromycota; Mucoromycetes; Mucorales; Rhizopodaceae. The transcript has 5 exons. The record is from RefSeq and is a predicted model, not a curated record. Gene Ontology annotation, biological process: dUTP catabolic process; dUMP biosynthetic process. The coding region runs from base 391 to 828 and encodes 145 amino acids. Gene Ontology annotation, molecular function: magnesium ion binding; dUTP diphosphatase activity.